Molecule: messenger RNA, 1789 nt
Organism: Notechis scutatus (mainland tiger snake)
Lineage: Eukaryota; Metazoa; Chordata; Lepidosauria; Squamata; Elapidae
Source: RefSeq, a predicted model, not a curated record
UUUUUUUUAAAACAAAUGGAAGAAAAACUUCCCCUUUCUCCUCUGUUUGUCUUACGCUUCCCAGGACUGGCCUAUAUCUGCGAAGGGCUGAAAGAGCAGCGGAAAGGCCUGGUCACCCUCGUGCUGUGGAAUAACCAGCUGACCCACACCGGCAUGGCCUACAUGGGGAUGACGUUGCCUCACACCCAGAGUCUUGAGACCCUGAAUUUGGGACACAACCCGAUCGGCAAUGAAGGUGUCCGCAACUUGAAGAACGGGCUCAUCAGCAACCGCUCCGUGCUACGGUUGGGCUUAGCUUUGACCAAACUGACCUGCGAAGGUGCUGUGGCUGUGGCGGAAUUCAUUGCGGAGAGUCCUCGCCUGCUUCGGCUGGACCUGCGGGAAAACGAGAUCAAGACGGGGGGACUUAUGGCCUUGUCCUUGGCUCUGAAGGUCAAUCACUCUUUGCUCAGGCUGGACCUUGACCGGGAGCCCAAAAAGGAAUCGGUGAAGAGUUUCCUCGAGACGCAGAAAGCCCUCCUGACCGAGAUCCAGAAUGGCUGCAAGCGCAACUUUGUCCUGGCCAAAGAGAAGGAAGAGAAGGAGCAGAAACUCCAGCAGUCGGCCUCCAUGCCUGAGAUCACAAUCACGGAACCCCUGGAGGAGGAGGAGGAGGAGGAGGAGGACCAGCAGGCGGGAGAAGAGGACGGGCGGAACGGGGACGUGGUCUCCAGCCUGGAGGAAGUGGAAGAAGCUGCCGAAGCCUUGAUACCCCAGGAGAACGGAGCUGCGGAGCAGAGAGCAGCCGGCGGUGUCGGUGACAACAACAACAACCUCUGCGAUUCCGACUCAGAUACCGAAGAGGAGGAGGAGACCUUGCAAAUAAAGACUUCCUCUCCGUUGGGACAGCACCGCCAGCCCAACCACGCUGAAGGACCCUUCGCGGUGGGUUCUCCCGAGAAGAGCCGGGCCACCCUUGGCGCCGAAUGCAGGACCUCCCUCUCGAACGCUGCGGAAGAAAUCAAAUGUGAACCUCGAAUAGGAACCGCGAGCAGUGCGCCGCUGCAGGCCCAUUCUCCUGGACACGAGAAGCGGAUAUCGGUUUCCAGUCCCGGCCGAGGGCACAAAAUCUUCGUGGUGACGCGGGUGGAGAGCUUGCCGGAGAAGGAGGAGGCAAGGGCAGCCCAUCAGAAGGCGGCCCCCGCAGCUCUGCCCGCCCCUCCGUCGAGGCAGGCGGACUCUCGGGGGCCCUAUCGACCCGUAAAGACUGAAGGCUCGAAAACAGAGACCAGUGAAACUGUGGCUGGACCCACAGCCAGCUUGGAAAGCCUGCCCCCCACGCCAGGUUCCCAUUUGGGCCCCGACAAAAUGAACUCUGGGUGCUGUGAGGACGCUGUCCACCUUACUCUGCUUCCUAACGGGGUGAAGACGGAGUUCCUUUGCGUGCUGCCGGACGCCCCUUUAGGAUACGAUGGGAAAAGAGCCAGCUGUGCUGUGGAACAUGAGUUGAACUGUUCCAAAAACGAGAAGGAGCUGGAGGAGUUACUCUUGGAAGCCAGCCUAGAGAUGGGACAGGAACCAAUGUGACACUUUAGGUAAGGGACAGUCCCCCCCCCCCCCUUGCCAGGAGCGUUUUCAGCUAAAAUCAAGUUCCCAGAAAGAAAAAUCAAGGUGUGCUUUAAAGGCAGAGCUGUUUGGCCACCAGCUGGAUUGGUUUUCUUAAGACAUGUGUGGUUGGUUGUUUGCUUGCAGACGUCUCAUGACCCCACUAGGUCCCAUCAUCAGUGCGAGAAGGGGGUGGGGUUUAAUC